AUGAUGGUGAAAUGGCUGAAGCAAGUUGGAUCUGCAACGUGCAACUCCACAUUCCUCAAGUCGAUCCAAGCAUUGACAUCGCAAAGUUCAGAUUCAUCAACUGCCUUUCUACCUCUCUUUCAACACCCAAAACGCACAUCGCUCAGCAUGUCCCUCGCCUACCUAAACUCCGAAUCCUCCUCCACCCACCCAGACGAUAUCUGGGCACUCAAAUGGACAUCAACCAACAACCUCGUCUCUGGCUGCGCCGACGGCCAUAUCCGGGUGUAUGACGCCUCGCAACCGUCCGUACCAGUCUACAACCUCUCGACAAACCCGCUCGCGAUUGCUAGUCUGAGCGUAUCGGGUGAUGGACGGUUUGCGCUGGGGGCGAGUCUGGAUGGGAUGGUGGUGAUGGUGGAUGUCAAAGAGGGGAGGUCGGUGGGGCGGGUGGAGAGUGCGAGGGAGAAGGUGGGGGGUGGGAGCGAAAUCCCGGCGUACGCAUGCGCCCUCCACCCCUCUUCCUCAGCCUACGCAUACUGCGGCCGAUCCUCCAAAAUAAUCGUUAAGACCAUCUCGUCCGACUCUCUCAACGGUGGCUCAAAUGAGGAUGACGAUGAAGGAAAUGAACAAAAUGGUGUCUCUGUGGGCGCAGGGCCGCUGGGCGGGGAAGGGAAGGUGGUGGACACGGGCAAGGGAAAGUUCGCAAUGGACAUCAACUUUUCUCCAGAUGGCCGUCAAAUUGCCCUCUCGACGGAGAAUGGCCAUAUCACCGUCGUCGACGCAGAAUCGUCUUCCGUCGUCGCGACGUACCAGUCUCACGCUAUGGCAGUCCGGACCAUAUCCUGGUCGCAUGACUCGCAGUGGCUCUUCUCAGGCUCAGACGACCACCGAAUAGUCCUGCACGAUAUCCGCGCGGGAAGCAAGACGGGCUCGGGCGGGAAGGGAGAAGGCGCAGUGGCGAUUCUGCAAGGACAUCAGAGCUGGGUACUGUCGGUUGCUGCGGGGCCAGAUGGGCGAUUACUCGGUUCAGCCGGAGCAGACCGCCAAGUCCGACUGUGGGACAUUGCCCAGCGCACUUCGGUCUUCUCAACGACCACAGCGGCGCCGGUCUGGGCCUUCGACUGGCAGCCUGAGAACGUGACGAGUGGGUCGUUGGGCGUAGGCAAGAUGUUUGCGACGGGUGGGGAUGAGAAGAAGGUGAUGAUUUACAGAGCGGCGGGGAGUGUCUAG
Dioszegia hungarica is the source of this 1212-nucleotide messenger RNA. Its product is annotated as WD40-repeat-containing domain protein. Gene Ontology annotation, cellular component: Cdc73/Paf1 complex. The coding region runs from base 1 to 1212 and encodes 403 amino acids. The transcript has 7 exons. The record is from RefSeq and is a predicted model, not a curated record. Lineage: Eukaryota; Fungi; Basidiomycota; Tremellomycetes; Tremellales; Bulleribasidiaceae. Gene Ontology annotation, molecular function: protein binding.